AUGAGACUUGUCCUGCUUCUCAUAAACCCACCUUCAGCCUCACUGUUCACCGGCAACCUACUCCUGCCCUUUGCUCUCCUGCACCAUCUGCUUUGCAGCACCUAUCAAGCAUUUGGAAUCCUGGUGACCCCAAAUUGGUGCACAGUAUUUGGUGGGGUGAUAGAUUUAGCAAUGGUGUCCGAGACCUCGGUGGUUGACAAGCUGAUAAGGUUUGGUCAGUCAGCACAGGGAAAGGCUCAGGGCCUCCUGGUUUGGCUCCAGAAACCCAACCAUCGCAGUCCGACUGAAAUCCUGAAGCGGCUGCAACGAGAAGCCUUCUCAGACAUCAUGAAACUCAGGGACAGGCAAGAGAAGGUCGAGAGGUUGCUGACCUAUAAAUCUUCCAAAGGGAGCCCAUUUCAAGAAGCCAGCACACAUGUAAGAGGUAAAGUCGAUGUGAUGGGAGCAUUGUUUUUCAUGGAUGGUGUUGAUGAGCACAAAUAUGAUGCGGUUCAGAAGUCGGGCAUCAGAACAGGCAUUGAUACAAGGCUUGCAUUUGAAACCGGCAUUCGGGAAAGAGACACUCUAUUGGCAGAGUUUAUUGCCAGUGAAAAGGGUCGGGGUGGUGAUAUAUCGUGUGGAUCACUUUCGCUCUCGAAAGUAUUGUAUAAAGCUCAUGUGACGAAUUGGUUCUCAGCAAUUGCAGUUCCAUUGGGUGCACAUUGCAGGGAUGUUGGAAUCCCGUUGAGUUCUCACCAGGAAAUGGGCCUUACCACUUAUUCUGAAUGUGGUCCUCCACUUUUGAACCAAGAAAACAGCAGCGCCAUUGGCAUAACUGUGAGGAAAUCAAAUGUGGCGGCCUCAUUGGCUCAAUUUGUUUCGGGUAUAGGGCUGCAAGUCAAUUCAAGUGGGAUUGGACGUGCCUUGAGCACGUUUGGACAGGUCGUUUGGCAACUCCCAAAAAACACAAAGCUUUCCCUUGUGGGCGUGCACAAGGAGUUCAAACCAUCGGGUCAAGAUUUGAGUCUUGGGGCAUUGGCUCUCCCUGUGAACCUAUUUAAACGGAAUAGAUUUUCGGAGGCAUUAGUGGAAGAAGAUGGACCGAGUGAUUUUGGAAGACGUGACUCAGGUGGGUCAAUAGCCUUGAUGUUUAAUUCCGACAUUGAUGAGGGGAUGAGAAUAGGAGGUUGGAUAGAGAAGAGAAAUUCAAAUCCGAGUAAUUUACAGUGGGCGGUAGGUGUGUGUGAUACACCUGAGGAUGAGUUUGGAUGGGGCUUGAGCAUUGGGGGGUCGUCGUGUGGCCUUGAUAGUUUUUUAGAACAUCUCCAGGUCGAGUCGUUUUUGAAUUUGAGCUUUGGUGGAAAGUUCAAAUUGCGGCCGGCUGUUGUGUACGUGAAGGAUGGGGAAUGCCAGUUUCCUGCACUGAUGUUACGGUCAAGUUGGUCGCUAUGA
Striga hermonthica is the source of this 1431-nucleotide messenger RNA. The record is from the annotation of a GenBank genome assembly. NCBI's taxonomy places the organism in Eukaryota, Viridiplantae, Streptophyta, Magnoliopsida, Lamiales, Orobanchaceae.